Drosophila bipectinata is the source of this 781-nucleotide messenger RNA. RefSeq names its product guided entry of tail-anchored proteins factor 1. Gene Ontology annotation, cellular component: GET complex. Gene Ontology annotation, biological process: tail-anchored membrane protein insertion into ER membrane. The record is from RefSeq and is a predicted model, not a curated record. Lineage: Eukaryota; Metazoa; Arthropoda; Insecta; Diptera; Drosophilidae. Gene Ontology annotation, molecular function: protein-membrane adaptor activity.
AUGUUUUCCCAGGGUACCCUUUUCGGGCGCCCCUGAACGUAUCACAAAUGUUGUUCCUUCACAUUUAACUACAACUGGACGCGUAGUUUCCAUAAUUGGACUAAAAACUGACUUAAAACCAUGACGCUGUUCGCCCUCAUAGCGUUGCUCAGCCUGCUGAACACAAUCCUGCCAGACUUCAUUCGGAACUACCUCAAAGUAUCCCGUCUGUGGGGCUCCAAGAACUCCAAGGAAAUCCAAAGGCUACAGGCGGAGGUGACCACCGCCCGGGAGCAGGUGGAGGUGGUGCGAAACGCGGAGCACUCCGGGGAGUAUGCCAGAACCAUCAAAAUUAUGCGCGCCGAGCGCAAAGUGCAAGAGGCGGAGGCCAAUCUAAAGUCCGCUCGCGGUAUGGAGAACCUCCUAAAAAUGGGCAUCGAUACCACAGCGUUCUACGUCUCCAAAGUUCUUCUCUUCAUCAUCACGUUCAUAGUCAGUGUCCGGAAUCGCGGCACGCCCGUUAUGAUCAUUGACGAGGCCAUCAGCUUGGCCCCGUUCACCGGACUACUAAGUUUCCCCACCGGCGUGGCCAAUGCGAUAUCCGUGCCGGCCUGGGCGUUUUCCUGCAAUCUUACUUUCCGUCUCAUUUAUGGUUUCAUCGAAAAACGAAAGGCGUGAGAAAUAUCAGUGCAAUAUGUUCUUGCUUAGGCUUCAGCACGCAUUAUCAAUAUUAAAUGCAAUGUCCCAUAAUAUUUAUUAUUGUAAGCGCAAAUCACACGAAUAAAUGUAUUUUUGGAAAAUA